Molecule: messenger RNA, 2505 nt
Organism: Rotaria sp. Silwood2
Lineage: Eukaryota; Metazoa; Rotifera; Eurotatoria; Philodinida; Philodinidae
Source: the annotation of a GenBank genome assembly
AUGAAUAUAAAUAUAAAGAACCAUAAAGAAACAAUAAAAACUCCAAGUCAAGAUGCUCAAGGUCGUUGGUGGGAAAUGUUAUCACCAACACAAGUGCUUACCCAAGAAGCACCAAAGAUUGCCAAGAAAAAAUCAAAAUGUCAUGGUAAACGAAAACUUCAUCAUUUCAAACGUAAAUGUCAGGCACGUGGAAUGACUGACGAAGAAAUAGCCGAAAGAAUUGAACGACGAAAGAAUGACCAUCCAACGGAUAAUGUUAGUAAUUUAGUAAACUCUACCAAUAAUAACAACAAUAAAAAGGUCCAAAAGAAGAAAAAGAAGAAUCAAUCAAACAAACGUAAACGAUAUCAAGUAGCCAACGAAAAAUCAAAUAAUAUUAUGAAAUCGUUAAGUCAAUUGUCCAUUUCUCAACCAUUACGAAAGAAGAAGAAAAAUAAAGAAGAACUAGUUUCAAAUCAUGUUGAUAAACGAUCUAAAUAUUUAAAAAUGCCAAAAAAAUUACUUAUCCGUUCAUUACGUCUUCAAUUAAAUUAUCCGAUAAAAAAGAAAAAAGAGAGACUCUUCAUUCUAUCAAGACUUCCAUUACUUGAUCGACAAUUUUGUCUUAAACUUGACCUAUAUUUAUAUCAAUCGUAUUUUACUGAAGGAAAACAUUCGAAGAUGUGGCCAAAUGACCUCAUUCAAAUGGCACAGAAUAAUCAAUAUGAUCUCGUCGAAAAAUAUCUUCACGAACAUCUUAAUCAAUUACAGCAAAAAUUGGAUCAAUGUACCGAUGAAUUGUUAUCCCAGUCGUUAUCUUGUCCAAAAACACUAACAUUACCCAAUAUAGAAAGUCGACUUCAAGAAUUUGUCCGUCUACAUCAUUUAGAUUUAACAAGAAAGAUCAAUUAUCAUGUAAACAAUUUUAAAGAUUGUAUACGUGAAAAACAACUCUUUGAAACGUUAUUUUCUUAUCCAUUAACAAAUGAGCAACAACAUACAAUCGAUCGUCUUAUUGAUCUACGUCAAAAACAAUUGAAAACAUUCGAAGAAAUGACAAUGUUUGAAGUACGAAUUCUAUGUAACAGAUUACAGAAAAAAAUUAAUGGUCAUGAUAAGUUAAUGUCAUUGGAUAACAUUACAAUGACUUCGUUACCUAUCGAGAAUAACAACAACAUUCAACGAGAAUCAAAUAAACAAUAUCGAAAACGCAUACGAGAUUAUAACCGGCAAAUUCUUGAUAAAACUUUGGAAGAAUACGAAAUAAUCCACGAAGAAAAUGAAUAUUUAUAUCAAGAAAAAUUACUUCAAUUCGAACAUGAUUUAUCUAAAUAUACGGAUCAAACUAACAAUUUAAUGACUUGUCUCAACGACUAUCUAUAUCAUCGGACUAACAAAAGUAUUCGGGAAAUUUUUUAUAAAGAAGCAACAUUUCGCAUGAAACUAAAUCGUCCACGUCAUCGUCGAGGUCCAAGUUAUAUAAGACCAAAUCAAAGUUUUUUUUAUCGUGAGAAAAAAAGUCAACAAAAGACUCAAAAGGAAUUCAGUACGAUUAUUGACAAACUUGUACCAGAUCUUCAUCGUUGUCACCGUAUACCAAUUCAAUCAUUAGAAAUCAAACAAUUUACGAAUCAACUUGAAACAAUUUUCAAUCAAAGAUAUAUCAGUCCAUUAUCUUAUCUUGAUAUCUAUCGUAUGCGGAAAGAUCUUAAAUUAGUUCAUUCAAUUAAACGUAAAUUACAUCGAACGCAUAGUAUAAUGCGGGUGACUGAUAAAAGUGGCGUUUUUCAUAUUGGUACAACUGCUGAUUAUGAAAGAAAAAUCGAAAAAUAUCAAAGUGAUACUCAAGCAUAUGUAGAAUUACCAUCGAAUCCAUUAAUGGAUACAUUCUAUAAAGUGGUUCGUUUAUUGAAUGAUCUUCGUACAAAAAACCAAAUUACAAAAUGGCAAUACGACAAAAUGAUGCCUGAUAAAAAGAAAAUCAAGUUAUCCUAUUUAUAUGGUCUACCUAAACCACACAAAGAUGGUACUCCAUUACGACCUAUUGUGUCCGGCAUGAAUUCGCCAACAAUUAAAAUUUCGAAAAUGUUAGAUGAAUUAAUUCGACCAUUAUAUGAUCAAUAUGCUAAAGAAACAAGUAUAAUUGAUGGUGUUGAUCUUAUUCGUCGACUUGAAGAACAUGCUAGUUUAGGUCUUUUGAAAGCAACUACUCUUUUAUGUACAUCCGAUGUUACUGAUCUCUAUACGAUGUUACCACAAGAAGAAUCGAUAGCCAUUCUAAAACAAUUCCUUCUUCAACAUAGUCGUACACAUAUUAAAAAUAUGACGAUUGAUGCUAUCGAAAGUUUGGCUCGCAUUGUAUUGACUGAAAAUGUUUUUACUUAUAAUAAUAAAUAUUACCGACAAAUUAAAGGUGGUGCAAUGGGAUCACCAUUUACAUUAACAUUAGCUAAUAUAUUUAUGUGGCAUUGGGAGCAAAAUUUAGUCGCAAUUCAAAAAACUUCUGGAAGUCUCUACGGACGGUGA